Pelobates fuscus (common spadefoot toad) is the source of this 1879-nucleotide messenger RNA. Its product is annotated as chymotrypsin-like elastase family member 3B. Gene Ontology annotation, biological process: proteolysis. Gene Ontology annotation, molecular function: serine-type endopeptidase activity. The record is from RefSeq and is a predicted model, not a curated record. NCBI's taxonomy places the organism in Eukaryota, Metazoa, Chordata, Amphibia, Anura, Pelobatidae. The transcript has 8 exons. Bases 975 to 1784 code for a protein of 269 amino acids.
AUAGUGACAGAAACCAGUUAAAGUUAUAAUAUAGUAUCAUUAUAAAGUCACCGUUCUAAUUAUUUGUCAGAUAUAGGCUGCAUCUAUCACCCAACACCUUCUCUCCCUCUGGAAAAGAAUAACGUUACGCUCGCAAAGUCCCAACUAGGCUGCUGGAACCAACCAAAAGAGCAGUAAGCCAGUGUAGCGUGUCUUCUUUCUAAACCAGGAGAGAGAGAGGUGUCCCAUUGGAAUUACAAACCAGACUCCCUUAGUUUUUGUUACUUGGCAAUGCAGAUUGGUGUUGCUAGGUUCCAUAAACACCUGGGGCUUCAGGAAAACUGAAUAACACCUAUACUAGCAGAUAUGGGAGAAUCCAUCAUGACAAACAAGUACAUACUUCACAGCCAGGUAUUCAAUGCAAUCCGUGUGUUCCCUAACUAUGGAGAAUGUGCAGCAAGGUUCUGUUUCCCAGCCACCCCUUCUGACUGUUGCCUGGGGAGCACCCCCAUUAGGGAUCUUUCUUUUUAUAUCAGGCUGCUGGUUUGAGUACAUUUUAAAAACCCCACUAAUAUUCUAUUUCCCUGUACACAACCUGCAGAGAUGGAAGACUCACAUCCCACGUUUCAGCUCCCAAAGUUGCAAUCUAGCAACACAUAUAGCAAACAGCUUCCUCCACUGCAGGGAAGGUCCUAGUGGAAGGUAAGCUGCCCUGCGUCUGUGAUGACUGGGCCAUUAUCAGCCCAUGUUUAGAAGGUGCCAGGACAGCAUCAUUGUCAGAAAAUAAGCUACAUGUUUAUUUUGGAGAAAUCGGGAAAUGCCAGCUGGCGUUACACAAGGCAGACAACUCAAGAAAUGAUGGCGAAACAGCGGAUGGCCUUGGCCACGGCUCUCCUCACCUGUGUGCCGGCCUUUAUCAGGCCAACGUUCCCAGCUCCUGCUGAUAACGGCGACUAUUAAAGACCUCUUGUGCGAGGAACCAUCUCUCUAACAAAAUGUUGAAACUUGUGGUGACUUUGCUGCUGGUGGCUGGAGCGUACGGCUGUGGGACCCCCACAUACUCCCCAAACAUCCGUGUGGUAAAUGGGGAGAAUGCUGCACCCCACACUUGGCCCUGGCAGGUCUCCCUGCAGUAUGAGAAAGAAAACGCGUUCUACCACACUUGUGGAGGGAGUCUCAUUGCCCCUAACUGGGUCUUGACAGCUGCUCACUGUAUCUCCUCCGGUCGCACAUAUCAAGUCGUACUUGGGGAACAUGACCGCAGUGUGAACGAAGGAAGAGAACAGAUAAUUCCCGUAGACAGUGCAGACAUUUUCGUCCAUGAAAAAUGGUGGUCCAUAUGUGCGGCUUGUGGGAAUGACAUCGCUCUCAUCAAACUAUCCCGUGCAGCGCAGCUCAAUGAGGAAGCACAGCUUGGGUGCCUGCCACAGUCAGAGCAGAUUCUCACCAACAAUUACCCCUGUUACAUCACAGGCUGGGGGCGGCUCACCACUGGUGGAGAUCUCCCAGACAUUCUGCAACAAGCUCUCCUCCCCGUGGUGGACCACAGCACCUGCACUCAGAGAGACUGGUGGGGAAGUUCCAUUAAGACCACCAUGAUCUGUGCUGGCGGGGACAUACAGUCUGGCUGCAAUGGGGACUCUGGCGGACCCUUGAACUGCCAGGCGGCUGAUGGGAGAUGGGAGGUCCAUGGCAUUGCCAGCUUUGUGUCGUCCCUCGGCUGUAAUGCUCUGAAGAAACCCACAGUAUUCACUCGAGUUUCCGCAUUCAACGACUGGAUCAACAAUAUAAUCAGCAAUAACUGAACAUGAAGACACCGGAGCAGCCUGUGGGGGGGCGCUAUAUUACUGUGAUUAAUUAUCAUUUCCAAUAUUUUCCCGAAUAAAGAGCAAUACCCCAG